Molecule: messenger RNA, 943 nt
Organism: Mandrillus leucophaeus (drill)
Lineage: Eukaryota; Metazoa; Chordata; Mammalia; Primates; Cercopithecidae
Gene: MTG2
Product: mitochondrial ribosome-associated GTPase 2
Exons: 6
Coding region: 77-943 (288 amino acids)
Cellular component (GO): mitochondrion
Molecular function (GO): GTPase activity; GTP binding
Source: RefSeq, a predicted model, not a curated record
CCCAAGCCGAGAGGCCCCGGAAGUGGUCGGCCGCUUGCGACGCCCCGGAAGUGACGUGCUCUCCCGAGCCGGGGCCAUGUCACCUGCAAGGCUUUUCUCAGCAAGAUUGAGGACCGUGUUUGAGGACGUGGGGCAUUGGGCUUUGUCCACACGGGCUGGCCUCAAGCCCAGCCGGCGACUGCCACAGCAGGCUUCUCCCAGGCUGCUCUCGGUCGGCCGUGCGGACCACGCCAAGCGUCAGGAACUCCCGGGGAAGAAGCCGCUCUCUGAGAAAAAGCUGAAAAGGUAUUUUGUGGACUGUCGGAGAGUGCUUGUCUGUGGAGGAAACGGAGGCGCCGGGGCAAGCUGCUUCCACAGUGAGCCCCGCAAGGAGUUUGGAGGCCCCGAUGGAGGGGACGGAGGCAACGGCGGACACGUCAUUCUGAGAGUUGACCAGCAAGUCAAGUCCCUGUCGUCGGUCCUGUCGCGGUACCAGGGUUUCAGUGGAGAAGACGGCGGCAGUAAAAACUGCUUCGGGCGCAGUGGCGCCGUCCUCUACGUCCAGGUCCCCGUGGGCACGCUGGUGAAGGAGGGAGGCAGAGUCGUGGCCGACUUGUCUCGCGUGGGAGACGAGUACAUCGCCGCACUGGGCGGGGCAGGAGGGAAAGGCAACCGCUUCUUCCUGGCCAACGACAACCGUGCCCCUGUGACCUGUACCCCUGGACAGCCAGGACAGCAGCGAGUUCUCCACCUAGAGCUCAAGACGGUGGCCCACGCCGGGAUGGUGGGAUUCCCCAAUGCCGGGAAGUCCUCACUGCUCCGGGCCAUUUCAAACGCCAGACCCGCCGUGGCUUCCUACCCGUUCACCACCCUGAAGCCCCACGUCGGGAUCGUCCACUAUGAAGGCCACCAACAAAUAGCAGGUAGAACUUCCAGAAUUCUCCCAAAGGUUACGUUUAAAUGA